Cottoperca gobio is the source of this 4561-nucleotide messenger RNA. RefSeq names its product gamma-aminobutyric acid receptor subunit gamma-3-like. The coding region runs from base 37 to 1494 and encodes 485 amino acids. The record is from RefSeq and is a predicted model, not a curated record. Gene Ontology annotation, biological process: gamma-aminobutyric acid signaling pathway; monoatomic ion transmembrane transport; chloride transport. The transcript is spliced from 10 exons. Gene Ontology annotation, molecular function: extracellular ligand-gated monoatomic ion channel activity; GABA-A receptor activity. Gene Ontology annotation, cellular component: membrane. Lineage: Eukaryota; Metazoa; Chordata; Actinopteri; Perciformes; Bovichtidae.
UGUGUGGGCGGAUGAGGAAGUUCAGAGCACGGAUUGAUGGUCACACACCGACUGUACGGGCACAACAGCGGCAGCAGCAGCACAACGCCGGGAUCUCCAUCCACCAAUUUCUGUGAUCGGAGGGGAUCCGCGCAUGGGAAGAUGACAAUCAAGUUUGGGCUCAUCCUCUUCAUACUUCUCGUUCAAUGUGCUCGUUCUGAUCUACUGGAAUAUGGCGACGACGAUGAAGAUCCUAACGAUACCACUGUCAAUCAAAUGCUGGUGCCCAGGUCGCACCAGGAGGAUGCCACACUGAUACUGAACAAUUUGCUGAAGGAAUAUGACAAGACGCUGCGGCCGGACAUUGGAGUGAAACCUACAGUCAUCGAUGUGGGAAUAUAUGUCAACAGCAUCGGGCCUGUGUCAUCCAUCGAUAUGGAGUACCAGAUUGAUAUCAUCUUCGCCCAGACCUGGGUGGACACCCGUCUGCGGUUUAACAGCAGCAGCAGCAUGCGGCUAACCCUCAACAGCAAUAUGGUCGGCUUGAUCUGGCUGCCCGACACCAUCUUCAGAAAUUCCAAAAACGCCGACUCUCACUGGAUAACGACACCCAAUCAGCUGCUCCGCAUCUGGAACAAUGGAAAAGUACUCUACACGCUGAGGAUGACCAUCAACGCAGAAUGCCAGCUGCAACUCCAUAACUUCCCAAUGGAUGAGCAUUCCUGUCCUCUUGUCUUCUCCAGCUACGGCUACCCACGAGACGAGAUUGUGUACAAGUGGAGCCAGAACUCGGUGGAGACUUCGGACCAGAAGUACUGGAGGCUUUACCAGUUUGACUUCAUGGGGCUGCGAAACUCCACAGAUGUGCUCACGACGACGGCAGGAGACUAUGUGGUGAUGACCGUGUACUUUGACCUCAGCAGAAGGAUGGGCUACUUCACCAUCCAGACCUACAUCCCCUGCAUCCUGACUGUGGUCCUCUCCUGGGUCUCCUUCUGGAUCAAGAGCGACGCCACGCCUGCGCGGACGGCCCUAGGUAUCACCACAGUGCUGACCAUGACCACGCUGAGCACAGUGGCCAGGAACUCGCUACCCAGAGUGUCCUACGUGACGGCCAUGGACCUGUUUGUCACCGUCUGCUUCCUGUUCGUCUUCGCCGCCAUGAUCGAGUACGCCAUGCUCAACUACUGCUCCUACAGUAUACGCAGACCUCCUGCCAAGACGCAGAGAAUGGCCUACUCAUCUUUCAACAUGGGUCACACCCCUCGGUCCAUGAUGCCCAUGGGCAACUCCUUGUUCUGGCAGGAAUACGACGACAACUGCCUGUACGAGUGCCUGGACGGGAAAGACUGCAAGAGCUUCUUCUGCUGCUACGAGGAGUGCAAAGAAGGCGGCUGGAGGAAAGGACGCAUCCACGUCAACAUCGGCGAGCUGGAUGCCUACUCUCGGGUUUUCUUCCCCACCUCUUUCUUGCUCUUCAACAUAGUCUACUGGGUCAGCUACCUCUACCUCUAGUCGGUCUCGGGCUGUGACACGUGGGUCCUGCUGAAACAGCCACAGUCCCCGCCACUUUGCACCGCGGCCUUAAGGUCAAAACUAAGCGAGGAGGAGGAAAUAAGGUGGAUCCACUCUGUGGCAAUUGUGAAAGACAUGUUGCCUCUGGAGCGGCAACAAAUACAUGUGUGCUGCAGUGCACAGUGAAAAGGCCAUGACACUUUGAGCAGUGGCACUCCGAGGAGAAUAAAACGCUCAGCUGUAGAACAACAAGCCGCCAGCAUUAACUUGAAUGGUCCCGUUUAUGGCUCUCAGAAACCAAACAACAGACAGCUGUGACUUCAGAGACGUUCGGGGACGGGGUUGCAUUGCUGAAUCUUGGUCAUCGAGAUGGCGAAGCACCCAUAGUGCCUUCUUUAGAAAGGGUGCGGCACCAAGCUUCAGCUUCAGAGUUCCCUUCAUUAUGUUUAAGCAGCGAUGGUUGUCGGCACGGCUGUGGCGGCUCGAGAAACAAUCCAACGUAACUAUUACAGCGGCUACUUGGCGGCGUCAUCUCGCUGGCAAUUGAUGACUAUGAACCAAAUGUGCUUCACACACAAAUCUUCUUUUCCUCGAACGCCGAAGCCGCCGCCUUCGACCUCCGCUGCUUAAAGUCCCCAUCACACCGCCGCAUGCUGAGCUGUUUAUUCUUUGAUUAAACAAACCCGGAACACCACUGGAGAGGUUUAAAACUAACACUCACCUUUCAUUUUGUAGCACAUUAGUUUUAGUUGUACCCUAGAAUUAGUUCUUUCUAAUAAUAGCAACCUUUUCUUCCUCUUAUUAUUACUAUAAUUAGAAUUAGUUGUAUUUUUACAGUCAACUAGCUCAGCCAUCAGUUGUUAAUUGUUGAAUAUGAGUUUGUGUCAGGGGCAGUGGAUGUCUGUUUAUUCAGUCAGUGAUGCUUUAUGAUGAUACAGUUUACAGUAGAUGCCAAGAAGAUUUGUGUGUUUUAUAACUAAAUGCUGGGUGACGUUCUUGCACACAAAAUGUAUAAGAACUGCAUAAAUACAUACCAAUCUAAUAUUAAACAUGCUAAUCUCAUCCAUAGGCAUAUUAUGUAAGUUACAGUACAUGAACAGAUCGAGCUAUAAAAACAGUUCCACUCUUUAUUUUACACAUUACUAUCUUUAUUUGCCUCAUUGGCCUUUAAUUUCUAAUUUCUCCUGUUAGAUGAUGCAACUUAAAACUUCCUUCAUCUUCUGUCAACAUAGAGUCAACUUCCAGAGCACUGAUUCCAUCAGAACAUUAUUAAGUUCCUGUUAUAGGUCAAACCCACCAACCAGAACCAGUGUUUAUGAAGUUGCUGAGUUGACUGGCAACUGUUUUCGGUUUAGAAAUAGUUUAGCAACAUGUAGCUGAGCAAGAUGUCAUUUUCACACUUUGGGUUCCUGUAUGGAUUUCGGCAUUAAUAAAGCCAGGCCAGCUGUGAUCCUGUUUCCAGCCGGUUGCUGCUGCAGCUUUAAACUUUGCGUACAGACAUAAAGAGUCGUCAUCUUUUCCAUUUAACGCUCCGGCUCAAAGCGAGUAAGCGUUUCUCUCAAAGUGUUAAACUAUUCAAAAGCACAUACAAACACACACUGUACAUGACCUCGAGCUCUGAUAAUAAGUACUGAUAAUCAUCCCGUUUCCCUUAACGGCACAUCCUCUUGUGCCCCCCGGCGAUGAUCACAGGUGCUGUAAAAUAGGUUCUAUAUGUUGUGAUAAACUCACAUACUGUACACAGAGCGUAAUGAUUUAGGAUGGUUGUUAAUGUCCCACGUCGUCUCCUCAAAUAUGUGAAACCGAUGCUACACAUGGAGCUACACGGACACGACAGGACGGUAUACGGCGUUUGAAACAUUUUGGUUCUGUUUACUGUUCUAUAGUGUUUUUUGCAGUCGUUUGGCUUCGUAGAACAAUCAACCCCCCUCUCCCCCCCCCCCCCCCCCUCCAACGCACACUUUUCCCCCGGUAUUUAUAUGUUCAGAGAAAAGCUUUUAUGUACAAUGUAUCUAAUUAAUGUUUCUAUUUUCAUACAGUUAUAUAUGGAAUGUAAAUUAGGCCAGUAGCGAGGCCGGAGUCAAUCUGGUUCCAGUUCAGUCAGUUCAAGCCGCCUAAAUGAUUCAGAUUUAGGAUUCCUAUUUACCCCCGAGGCCUGCAGACACGCUACUGGCCCGGAGGUUUGUAAUUACAAUAGAGUGCUGAAGGGAUGACGCACCGCGCCGAAGUUAGCAUCGUGCCGAAGUUAGCAUCGCGCCGGCUUCCCUCGACAGAAUUAUUUUAUCGGAUUUUACAUUAUAAAUAAAAAGCGAAUUUAGGAAUAAACUAACUAUACCACAGUCACAUGACAUCACCACCACUGAGACGUGGAGACGUUUAAGUAAUCUCAUUUAGCCACUUGUUGACAUUCAAUAAACCCUUUCCCUUCUAGACGAGGGAACCGGAAGUGCGGUCAAUGCCGACUCAUUUCCGCGUUUAAGGAUCCGUUCUUGCAGCACUCUUUUUUAGCUCCUAACCGACAGUGGAAUUGCAUUAGUAUUUCAGAUCUAUACGAACUGACUGAACGGAACAGAGCUUGGCCCACACCGCAGUUAACCCUCCUCACCUCUGAUAUUUCUACUACACUUUAUAAGUGUCUUAGUCUGUUGAGAUACUUCAAUAAAACAAAAUCACUAUUUUCUACGUCUUAAUGAAAUCACCUGUGUUUAUAAAGCCUCUUUUGAAUCAGAGUACUAACCCAUAAUCAGCAUUACUCGCUCAAAAGCCUCGGAGACCUCAUCACCCCCAUCAAAGCUUCUCUGAAAAGCGGUGCAUCGGUCGCACCGCGGUGUCACCCGCCAUGUACUACUCCUGCUUUAUCCUGCUAACCAAUUUUGUUUUAAUUGUCAGUGAGGUCUCCGGGGACGAGACCGUAUAGAAGAAAAAAAAAAAGGCCACUCUGACUUUGCAUCGGCUCUCCUGAGGGGAAAUAUUUUAUGAAAACAGGAUCUAGAGUGAAAAUAGGUAUCUUUUUUCUAGUGUGUGGUACAUUGCUUAUAUUAAUAAAUAACGUUUUGGUCAAGUGCUA